AUGUCAACAUCCAUUAUACAACUGCUAGCUUCUGAAAAACAUAAGGGCGAUAAUUACGGAACUUGGAAAUCAAAUAUUAACACGAUACUAGUAAUAGAUGAUCUUCGAUUUGUUUUAACGGAGGAGUGUCCUCCAUCUCCUGGUCUCAAUGCAAACCGAACAGUUCGAGAUGCGUAUGACAGAUGGGUCAAAGCUAAUGAGAAGGCUCGGGUUUAUAUUUUAGCCAGUAUAUCUGAUGUAUUGUCUAAGAAACAUGAAAGGUUAGCUAUUACAAGAGAGAUCAUGGACUCUUUGCAGGGCCUGUUUGGAAAAUCGUCCACAUCUGCCAUGCAUGACACAAUUAAAUUCGUUUACAACUUCAUAAUGAAGGAAGGAACCUCUAUAAAGGAACAUGUUUUGAACAUGAUGGUUGAUUUUGAUGUUGCAGAAUUGAACGGAGUCGUCAUGAAUGAGAAGAGUCAAGUUGCAUUUAUCAUGCAGUCUCUUCCGAAGAUCUUUUUUCAAUUCAAAAUGAAUGCAAUGAUGAAUAAGAUUGAGUAUAACUUGACAAUUGUUCUCAACAAACUCCAGAUUUACAAAUAUAAAGGUUAA
Messenger RNA from Benincasa hispida (wax gourd), 591 nucleotides. RefSeq lists its product as uncharacterized. Lineage: Eukaryota; Viridiplantae; Streptophyta; Magnoliopsida; Cucurbitales; Cucurbitaceae. The record is from RefSeq and is a predicted model, not a curated record.